Messenger RNA from Ilyonectria robusta, 624 nucleotides. RefSeq lists its product as uncharacterized. The transcript has a single exon. The record is from RefSeq and is a predicted model, not a curated record. Bases 1 to 624 code for a protein of 207 amino acids. NCBI's taxonomy places the organism in Eukaryota, Fungi, Ascomycota, Sordariomycetes, Hypocreales, Nectriaceae. Gene Ontology annotation, molecular function: protein binding.
AUGGCAACAGAACUCUUUUUAGAGAAAGUCCCGACGCCCCUCGGGGCGCGCCUCACGGCGAGGGACGAGUUCAACUAUCACAUGCUCGAUGAGAAACUGCCGCCUGUCCCAGAAAACGCUGAACGUAUUCGCCAUCCACCAACAGCACAUCUCGGCGCCCUUCAAGUUUUGCCUUUUGACCUUCUCUAUCUAAUACUCCCCGACCUUGACUUGCACGAGCUGAACAACUUUCGGUGCCUCAACAGACGAGCAUUGGAGGUGGUGGAAUCACUCACCGUAUACAAGGAGGUCACUCGGUAUGCACAUCAGGCAGUCCGCGGUGCUUUGAGCAUUGGAACGGGCCAUUACAUGAGCUAUCGCCUUCUCUAUCAGAAGUUAUGCACCUGGAAGUGCGAGACGUGCAGUAAUUUUGCCGGCUAUCUCUUUCUUCUCACCUGUAAAAGGGCCUGCUUCGCUUGUGUGUUAAGCAAGAGAAUCUUCCUGCCACUGGAGCCCAGCCAUGCUGCUCGACGGUUUGGUCUCGAUCCACACCUGCUCGAGGACGUUCCGCGUAUGACCCCCAUCCCGGGAAUUUACUCACAACACUCAAAGGAGGUCACCGCCACAACAGCUUUGCUUGACUAG